This is a messenger RNA of Pygocentrus nattereri (red-bellied piranha), 1443 nucleotides long. Its product is annotated as carboxypeptidase A1-like. The coding region runs from base 54 to 1331 and encodes 425 amino acids. The transcript has 11 exons. The record is from RefSeq and is a predicted model, not a curated record. Gene Ontology annotation, molecular function: metallocarboxypeptidase activity; zinc ion binding. Lineage: Eukaryota; Metazoa; Chordata; Actinopteri; Characiformes; Serrasalmidae. Gene Ontology annotation, biological process: proteolysis.
ACCCAAGGUCACAAUGACACAGUUGAAAUAUAAAAGUCUAGUGCUGCACUAAAAUGCUCUACUCCGCCAACAUGAGAGGGCUGCUGGUUUUGGCGACUGUAUUUGUGGCCGUUUUUGGCAAGGAGACCUUUGAGGGUCACCAGGUUCUACGCAUCACUGCAACAAAUGAGGUGCAGAUCAACCUCCUGAAGGAACUGUCUGAGCUGGAGCAUCUUCAGCUGGACUUCUGGAUGGAACCCGUUCAUGAGUCUUUGCCUGUAGAUGUUCAUGUUCCAUUCCGCAGUCUGCAACCUGUCAAGUCCUUCCUGGCUUAUAAUGAAAUCCACUAUGAAGUCAUGAUCAAGGAUCUUCAGGAUCUUCUGGAUAUGGAACAGCGUCAGAUGCUGAAAUCUCGUGCUCUUCAGCCCAGAUCCACUGAUGAUUACGACUACACCAAUUACCACACUCUGGAUGAGAUCAACAGCUUCAUCGACAUGCUGGUGAAGGAGAACCCUAGACUACUUCGCAAAAUUGAGAUCGGCCACAGCUACGAGAAACGUUCCCUGAAUGUUCUGCAUUUUAGCACUGGUCCUAACCGCCCUGGUAUCUGGAUCGACACUGGCAUCCACUCUAGAGAAUGGAUCACUCAGGCCAGUGGAACCUGGUUCGCCAAGAAGAUUGCAACUGACUACGGACGUGACGACGCUCUUACCGCCAUCCUUGACAACUAUGACAUUUUCCUGGAGAUUGUCACCAACCCCGAUGGAUACGAUUAUACACACAAAACUAACCGCAUGUGGCGCAAGACUAGGAAACCUGAUCCUGAUUCAGAUUGUGUUGGAGUAGAUCCCAACAGGAACUGGAGUACUGGCUUCGGAGGUGCUGGCUCCAGUAGUCACCCUUGCUCCGAGACCUACCGUGGACCAUAUGUUAACUCAGAGUCUGAGGUCAAGGCCAUUGUGGACUUUGUGAAGUCCCAUGGUAACCUCAAGGCCUUUCUCUCCAUCCACAGCUACUCUCAGAUGUUGCUCUUCCCCUAUGGAGACACCAGUAUUCCUUGCCCAGACCAUGAAGAACUUAAUGAACUUGCAAGGAAGGCCAUCACUGACUUGAAGAGUCUUUACGGCACCACCUAUACAUAUGGCAGCACCUACGACACCAUCUAUCAAGCCAGUGGAACCACUAGUGACUGGACCUAUGACCAGGGCAUUAAGUACUCCUACACCUUUGAGCUGAGAGAUAAUGGUCACUAUGGUUUCAUCCUCCCUGCUGAUCAGAUUGUCCCCACCGCUGAGGAGACAUGGCUGGCCCUCAUGACCAUCAUGGAGCACACCAAGAACAACCCCUACUGAGUCAACAGUUGGGUCAAAUGGUGAUGCUUCAGAAGUUGAUCUUCCAGUUAAUCUUCUACUAAAUAAAUAAAUAAACAAAUAAAGAUGCAAAGUAAGCAAUGUUGAGACAAUA